GGUGAUUGUGUCUUCCCCUGCACCCAGGCACCUCCUCAGCAAUGCCAUCAUUCCACGCCUCGGUUUCCCCGAGCUGGGAAAUACCGGAGGUGCUGCAGCACCCGUGAGUGGGGGGAAUGAAGAGCCAGRGUGGUGAUGCCCCAUAGGGCUCUGCCUCAUGGCACCAGGUAAAACCCAGGCGUGACAUCAGAGGAGAGGGCAGAACAGCUCGGGGGAGCUCCUGCAGCGCCCAAAUUCUUAGCAGAGACUAAAUCAAGCACUGCAGCGUGUGUUCGGUGGCGGUGCUGCCUCCGGGGGCCUKUGAGCAUCCCACCGCAAGCUCUGGGCACCCCAGCGCCGGUGCCUCAUGCUCAGAGCAGGGAGCAGGCAGGGCUCUCUCUGUUCCUCACCUGGGCAGGUGAGGAGGGUCGGGGCAGCCACGUGACGAGCCCCGCUGGAGGUUUUUAGAGGCGGCUGCACAUCCCUGGAGGAGUGUCACCCGCACCUCCCAGGAGGCAGGGUCACGKCAGCGCCUCUCCCGCUCGCCCUCGCCGCUGCCAUGGCCGGAGCAGCCCCGGGGAAAGGCGCGGGGCCAGAGCCCGACAGCUCCGAGGAAGAGCUGGAAGCGGGGGACGCACCCCAGGCGCGCUACGGGCAGGGUUUGUGGGUCCCCCGAGGCAGGGAAGCAGAYGCCAGCCCGGGGGACCCUGAAGGGAUGAAGGUGAGGAAGAGGAGCAGGCCGGUGCGCUCCAAGGCCAGGAGGAUGGCUGCCAACGUCAGAGAGCGUAAGAGGAUUCUGGACUACAACCAAGCCUUCAACGCCCUGCGGCUGGCCCUCAAGCACGACCUCGGCGGCAAAAGGCUUUCGAAAAUCGCGACCCUCCGCCGAGCCAUCAACAGGAUCGCGGCUYUGUCGCUGUCCCUGCACGGCGGUGGCUGCUGCUGGCCCUGUGCCCACUCCGAGUGCCGCGCCCGGGCCGGGGUCGCUGCUCAGGAGCCGGGGGCGAAGGGAGGCCGCCCUCCGCUGCCCCGGGAGCCCGGUUCUGCAGGCGCACGCUGCUUUCCAUCCCCUCCCUGCGCUGGGAUUGCCCCUCAGAGGCAGCUCCAGCACUACGAGAGCCCGCAGGAGAAUCACCCCGCGCCCGGCCCCGCCUGUUGCUCCAGCGGGAUCCCCCAGCCCGCGCUCCGGGUCGCCGGCCAGCAGCGAUUCACGGGCAGCCUGCAGCGRUUCACGGGCAGCCUGCAGGAGCCCCUGGCCGGGGCGGUGCCCUGGCAGCUGGGCUAUUGCCAGGGCUGGGGACACCAGCAGCGCCUGCCCAUCCACUGACCGGCGGGGCUGGGCUGGCAGGACGGUGCCGGGCAGGUAACAGAACCGUGGGACAGUGCGGGGAGCGGGAAGGGACUUUUGGGAGAGAGAGACAGAAGAGCUGCAGGACGCAGAGCUCAGCUGCGAUGCUGGCGAGCUCAGCGAGCCCCCGACAGGAUCCUGCUGUGGGUCUCCCCUCCACGGGAUGCCUGGGGAAGGCGGGAAGCCCUCUGGAAGUGCCAGCUCUGCGUUUCUUGUCGCGAGGUCUCGCUGCUGCCGGUUGCCGCUGUUAUUUAUUCUCUCUCGCUUGCUCUGUGGGAAAACACGACUGACAAGCCCGGCAGCAGGGCA
Molecule: messenger RNA, 1636 nt
Organism: Malurus melanocephalus (red-backed fairy wren)
Lineage: Eukaryota; Metazoa; Chordata; Aves; Passeriformes; Maluridae
Gene: BHLHA9
Product: basic helix-loop-helix family member a9
Exons: 1
Coding region: 539-1306 (255 amino acids)
Biological process (GO): developmental process; regulation of transcription by RNA polymerase II
Molecular function (GO): RNA polymerase II transcription regulatory region sequence-specific DNA binding; protein dimerization activity; DNA-binding transcription factor activity, RNA polymerase II-specific
Source: RefSeq, a predicted model, not a curated record